Molecule: messenger RNA, 498 nt
Organism: Mobula hypostoma (lesser devil ray)
Lineage: Eukaryota; Metazoa; Chordata; Chondrichthyes; Myliobatiformes; Myliobatidae
Product: achaete-scute homolog 4-like
Exons: 1
Coding region: 1-498 (165 amino acids)
Biological process (GO): developmental process; regulation of transcription by RNA polymerase II
Molecular function (GO): protein dimerization activity; DNA-binding transcription factor activity, RNA polymerase II-specific; RNA polymerase II transcription regulatory region sequence-specific DNA binding
Source: RefSeq, a predicted model, not a curated record
AUGUCCUUGGCCAGGGUACAUGACUACUUUGGGGUGCCUUUUUCAGAGGGGUUACCACUAGCCUUUCCUGUUGACACUGCAUACUUUGAAGGCACACUCCACGAAGCCUAUGCCAGCAGACUGCCUUACCUACCUGUACACAGCCAUUUGGGGAUCAAUGAUUAUUCUUUCGAACCAGCCUUUAUCAGGAAACGCAAUGAAAGGGAAAGGCAAAGGGUACGCUACGUCAACGAAGGGUAUGCACGCCUCAGAGAGCACCUCCCUGAGGAUUUUGCAGACAAAAGACUGAGCAAAGUAGAGACCUUAAGAGCUGCUAUCAGCUAUAUCAAGCACCUUCAAGAGUUACUAAAUCCAUCAAAGGUUAAGGAGAAAGCCUUGCCUUCAAGGGCUGCAGAGUUCCAUAAGCUUCCAUGCCCUAUGCCAAGGAGAGAAGGCAAUAGUGAUGGAGAGUCCAAAUCUCCUUCACCCUUCAGUGAAUUUGGUGAGCUAAGCAACUAA